AUGAAACAGUUCAAAGCAAUCAUCUCCAAGCACAAAUCCAGCCAGACAUCGUCUUCCCAACAAGUCACUCCAAGCACUACACCUACUAAUAAAUCACCAGCCACAACCCAAUCCAUCGUCAUGUCUUCCGCUCCGCUCUCAGGCAAAGUCGCCGUGAUCACCGGUGGCACAAAAGGUAUUGGCGCAAGCACAGCAAUGCUCCUAGUCAAACUCGGAGCCAAAGUCGUGGUCAACUACGGCCGCGACAGCGCCGCAGCCGAGAAAAUCGUCUCGCAACUCGGCAGCGACAAGGCAUACGCCGUACAAGCUGACGCAGGCUCGGUCGCGGGCGUCGAACACCUGGUACAAGAGACGGUCAAGAAGUAUGGCAAGAUCGAUAUCCUGAUCCCCAACGCCGGGAUCCUGCCCAUGAAGACGGUGGAAUCGACCACGGAAGAGGACUUUGACAGGACAUUCAACCUCAAUGUCAAGGGGCCCUUCUUCCUCGUGCAAAAGGCCCUGCCACACAUGGCGCCGGGAAGCAGCAUCGUGCUCAUCUCCACGACGCUAUGCCACGCCUCGGUCGUCCAAGGACCCUACACGCUCUACUGCACGACAAAAGGCGCCAUCGAACAGCUGACCCGCUUGCUCUCCAAGGACCUGCUCGCCAGCAAAGGCAUCCGGGUCAACGCCAUCGCGCCGGGCCCCACGGCCACGGACCUCUUCCUCGAGGGGAAGAGCGAACAAGUGCUCAAGAUGCUGGCGAGCUUCUCCCCAGCCAACCGGCUCGGCAAGCCCGAGGACAUUGCCGAGGGUAUCGCCUUCCUGUGCGGGCCGGGCUCCGGCUGGGUGAGCGGGCAGACGAUCAGGGUGAAUGGCGGUUUCGCUUAG
This is a messenger RNA of Fonsecaea multimorphosa CBS 102226, 870 nucleotides long. RefSeq lists its product as uncharacterized. NCBI's taxonomy places the organism in Eukaryota, Fungi, Ascomycota, Eurotiomycetes, Chaetothyriales, Herpotrichiellaceae. Bases 1 to 870 code for a protein of 289 amino acids. The transcript has a single exon. Gene Ontology annotation, molecular function: oxidoreductase activity. The record is from RefSeq and is a predicted model, not a curated record.